Hippocampus zosterae (dwarf seahorse) is the source of this 4358-nucleotide messenger RNA. RefSeq names its product calcium/calmodulin-dependent protein kinase 1Da (gene camk1da). Gene Ontology annotation, molecular function: ATP binding; calcium/calmodulin-dependent protein kinase activity; calmodulin binding. The record is from RefSeq and is a predicted model, not a curated record. Lineage: Eukaryota; Metazoa; Chordata; Actinopteri; Syngnathiformes; Syngnathidae. Gene Ontology annotation, cellular component: cytoplasm; intracellular anatomical structure. The transcript is spliced from 11 exons. Gene Ontology annotation, biological process: peptidyl-serine phosphorylation. Bases 16 to 1293 code for a protein of 425 amino acids.
GUCUUAGGCAGCGCCAUGGCUCGGGAGAACGGAGACACCAGCGUGGGGGAGACUUGGAAGAAGCAGGUCGACGACAUCAAGAAGAUGUUCGAUUUGAAGGAAGUCCUCGGGACAGGAGCCUUUUCCGAGGUGGUCUUGGCCCAGGAGAAACUGACGGGUCGCAUGUUUGCGGUGAAGUGCAUUCCGAAAAAGGCCCUCAAGGGGAAAGAGAGCAGCAUCGAGAACGAGAUCGCCGUGCUGAGGAAGAUUAAGCAUGAAAAUAUCGUGGCACUGGAGGACAUCUACGAGAGUCCGGAUCAUCUCUAUCUCAUUAUGCAACUGGUGUCCGGCGGGGAGCUCUUUGACCGAAUCGUCGAAAAAGGCUUCUACACCGAGAAAGAUGCCAGCACACUCAUCCGACAAGUCCUGGACGCUGUGAACUAUCUACACAACAUGGGCAUCGUGCACCGAGACCUGAAGCCGGAGAACCUGCUGUACUUUAAUCCCCAUGACGGUUCGAAGAUCAUGAUCAGUGACUUUGGUCUUUCCAAGAUGGAGGGCAGCGGCAAUGUCAUGUCCACUGCCUGCGGGACACCAGGAUACGUCGCACCCGAAGUGCUCGCUCAGAAGCCGUACAGCAAGGCGGUGGACUGCUGGUCUAUUGGAGUGAUCGCCUAUAUUCUGCUGUGUGGGUAUCCCCCUUUUUACGACGAGAACGACUCCAAGCUGUUUGAACAAAUCCUCAAAGCCGACUACGAGUUUGACGCGCCGUACUGGGAUGACAUAUCCGACUCCGCCAAGGAUUUCAUCGGCAACCUCAUGGAAAAAGAUCCAGCCAAGCGGUUCACCUGCGAACAGGCUCUCAGACAUCCCUGGAUCGCCGGAGAUACAGCUCUCUGCAAGAACAUCCACGAGUCCGUCAGCCGGCAAAUUAGGAAAAACUUUGCCAAGAGCAAAUGGAGGCAAGCGUUCAAUGCCACAGUGGUGGUUCGCCACAUGAGGCGGUUGCAACUUGGCAGCAGCAUGGCGGGCAGCAUGGACGCUUCCAACCCCCCCGCCAGGACGAGCCAGAAGCUGCCACAAGGUCCCAGCCAGGCGGACCGGAACAGGCCGGCUCCCGUCCAGAACGCCGGCUCGGCCGCCAACCAGACUUCGUCUUUUGACAACUUAGCAGGGCCGCGCAAGGAGUGUGUCGCCGCGCCAGCCACUCCCUGCAGCCUGGCCUCCGCAGCCGCUUCCCCGGCGCCGGGGGGCGAGCUGAGCCGACCGCACCCCUCGGCGGUGCCCGCCCCUGUGCUGGCGGAGACCAAGUGACGCCAGGUGUCGCGGGGGACCAGCUGGGAGGCCACGGCGCUGUGAGGCGGGAGGACGCCAGGAGAGGACGUUCGACCCCCUUCGUCCGUUCACUGAACUUCUUCAUGGAAAUGUGCCCCCAACCACCCACCCACAAUGUCCUCCUCCUUCCCCUCAGCUGGUUCCUCGCCCUGCUCCGAGACGAGCAGAGGACCUUCACCCGGCCGACCCCCCCCCCGCCGCUCCCAACUAGGAUCCAGCCGCACAACAUCACAGACUCCGGCUGAGCAUGUUUGUGAGUUGCCUGGCGCUGAAUCACAUGAAUCCGUAUCAACGUCCGUGCUGAAUCUCGUCUCUCCUUCACCAAUCUAAUUAACUCGGUUUGUUUUUUCUUUUCAACUUGGGAUUGACUGUUGGCAACUGGAAUGUUUUCAUUCAUUUUUUUCCUCCCACUCUUCUACUUCAAGGUGGUAUGUGUCUGUGUGUAUGUGUGUGUGUGUGCGUGUUUUUUUUUUCUCAAAAGGCCAUCGCUGUCAAAUAUUCGCCGGAGGAUUUCUCGAAACAAAAGACCACGAUCAAGGCGAUCGUUCGCCACUACCUCAUGCUCAUUACCCGGCUUUCGAAGCAAAAAGCUUCUACGUAAUUGGAAUCCGGGUGGUUUCCCAUCAUGCACUGCUGGAUUUUUGCGCUUCGUCCUGGCAUCCCUCCAUAUUUGCUUUUAAUAAUCCCUGCUCGUGUUGCGCAACAAGUUGACAGUAUUUCAUUCAUCGUUUAAAAUGCAACAUGUAGCACCUUUAAAAAAAAAAAUUCCCUUUGGCGUUCGUCCGUCCAUGUGAGUUUUUGCUUCAAAAAGUGCUUUAAAAGAACCUCGUGACUGUUGAGAGAGGAAAUGUAGAAGUUAGUGCUGUGUGUGUUUUGCAUAGCAAGGGUAAAGAUAACAGAUGCAUGUAUGACGCCACCCACCGACAUUUAUCAAACAGGAAAAAGAGAUUGUAUUGAACAUUCUACCGGUACUACUACUAAUUCUUUUUUUAAAAAGACGAAUGUUGCUUUAAAAUUAGUUUCUGAAUGUUGCCCUUGAAUGGAGUCAAAGUGAAACACUCAGAAAUGUAAACUGCGUUGGCAAAAGUGCUCAGACACUCAACAACCCCCCCCCCCAAACAAAAAACAAAAAAAAUCCACUCAAAUUAAAAUUAACUGAAUUUUAAAAACAACUGUCAAAUGAACAAAAGAAUAAAACAUAUAAUGAAAAAUGCCAUAUUAUUAUAACCUUGCUUUGGACUUGAAUUUCUUCCAUUUGUGACGACGAAGGUGCCCCGAUACUUUUUGUCCGUAUCACGUCACAUUGUAGAGCGUUUGCGAUGCCCCGCUCCUCCCCCGUUUUCCCACAUGGUUCUCGCACUUCUCGUUUUUGCCUUUAGCUUGUCCAAAUUUGAACAUUCUCUCUCUCUCUCGAAGCCAUGAUGUCGCCGCCGCGCCGUUGAGCUGCACCCAGUUCAGUUGUGCUCAGGGAAAACUGCGCCCGCUCUGUGCGCCGGCGACCCGCCAUUUUAGUUUCACUUUCACUCCUGAAGCCAGUUUGGCUCAAGUACAGUUUGGGUCACUUUAGCAUGGUAUGAUUUUUCAAACUUUUUAAAAAAAUCCAAUGGAAAUGGCAGUCCACCUCAGUCGCAAACACAAUGUUAAGAUACCUGACAGAUUUGAUGUGACAUUCUGAACUGCAUUCUGCUGAGCUGAGUUUGGUGGCUCAGGUGCGUUAUGCUGCGUUCAAAGACUGCUGGCAAAUCGGAAAUACCGCAUUCCCAACUUACCAGUCUUUUCGAACGUGGCCUUUUAAAUUUUUUGUCGAAUGUGUCAACGGUUACAAUGGCCUCUGUUUUUGUGGCCAAAGCUGAGCGGGCGCGAUGUCGGCACACAUAUCAGAUUGUCAUUCGAUGUUAUCCCUUUAUCGUGAAUAUGUAGCCAAAGACCAGAGCGAGGAAUAUUAUGGGAAUUCCCACACGGGCUUUGGCAGAAAAAGACGAGAAAAGUAUGAUACUUUGAUAGAUUUUGUAUGAUUUUAUAUGGUUGGGUUUUUUUCUUUUUGGGAGGGGUUAGCUGCCAUCUUUGCUUGGGUGCGUUUUAUCUCCUCUCCCGAGAGUCCGUCUACCGAAUGUCUAAAUCUUACAGUCCAUCCAUUUUGAAUGAUUGUGUUCUGAUUUUUAUUUUAUUUUUUUGGAUGGCGCUGACAUGCUUUGUGUUGCUUGCCAUGGUUGUAUUUAUGCACAUGUUAUGCGACGCCACAGCAUGGAGGACAACCUGUAUAUUCCCAGAAGCUUGAAACUGAACCGACUUUGUCCUGUGCACCCCCCUGGUUAUUUCAGUCUGUCUUUAGAUGCAUGUUGUCUUAGUGGACUAUCUUAACAAGAUUUGUGUGUGUAUAUACAGUAUAUAUAUAUUUUUUAAUUCAUUUUAAAUAUGUGUGUGUCAGUUAAUUAUGACCUUGAAUCUCCACGGUUUAUUAUUCUAUCCCAAAACAAACAAACAAAAAAAAAAGCGCCGCUUUUAGCAUUUUCUCAGAGGAAACGAAGCGUCAUAAACAAAAAAUGUUUUUACAUAAGGGCUUAAUCUGAUUUGAUUAUUAAUGAUGACCCUGUUGGCUGUACAUAGUGAGAUGGAUUGCUAUGCAUUUUCCAAAUUCAGUUGGGUGCGUGAGGAGUGACAAAUCCAGAAAAGUAUAUUUAAGCGAAUGUAGUACCAGUAAUUCAUGUACAUUUUUUUUCUAUACGAAAGAAAUUAAAUCUGAUUGAAUGUGCAGUACUGCGGGCGGAGACUUUCGUGAUCAUACUCCUCUGGGCUUCGGUGUUUUUGAUUCAUAGUCUUUUCAAAUACUUGUGUGCAUUACUUGUGAAUAUACCGUAUUGGCCCGAAUAUAAGAUGGUGUUUUUUGCAUUGAAAUAAGACUGAAAAAGUGGGGGUCGUCUUAUAUUCGGGGUCUAGACAUUAUACCCAUUCACGACGCUAGAUGGCGCCAGAUAUCAUUGAAGCGAAUGCUGAACUUGACUCCCCAGGCCAAAGUGAACCCCUGUCACGAAGAAUAAAAAUAA